Molecule: messenger RNA, 1585 nt
Organism: Entelurus aequoreus (snake pipefish)
Lineage: Eukaryota; Metazoa; Chordata; Actinopteri; Syngnathiformes; Syngnathidae
Exons: 9
Coding region: 166-1050 (294 amino acids)
Source: RefSeq, a predicted model, not a curated record
UAAUUUCAGCUGGAGGUGAUGACCACGUGACCGCACUUUGGAAGGUAAAAGAUGUGGUCGGACCAAAAAAAGAUUGGGGAACAAAGUAAAUAAAACUAGUAACGACGAGAAUGCGUGAUAUAAAGCAAGGUUAAGAACAUAUAUUGUUAAUACGACGCUCGAAAUAUGGCGAAUAGGAUGCAGUCAAGUGAAAGUAAGGAAAAUAUCGAGAUGGAAUUAUUCUCUUCUGAUCGUUCCUGUAUGAUGAUAUCAACUCUAGAACGAGAGCAACAAUACUGCUUUUAUGAGAAAAACUUGGUGCCUCCUUUGGUUCGUAGUUGUGAGGAAAACCCACAGCCCAUGGUUCGGAUCAAGCAGGACAGGCGGCAGCAAGCCAAAACCAAAGCAAACACACCUGCCAGGGAGAGAACUAAGCGCUACCCUCCACCCGCUGCCUUUACGGAAGAAAUGGAGAUGGAAAUGGAGACGCUUCUUCCUCCCACGAGCUCUGAGGUCAAGCUGGGAGAGCUCAAGACCCCGUGGACUCACACGUCCUCUUUGAAAAAGGAACGUCGGGCCAAAUGGAAGAGUUUGACACCCCAAAAGACUGGGCUGGUGGUCAAAGACGUACUCUGUUUAUCAGGAGGUUACUAUGACGACGAACUCACAAGAAACAUUGCACCACAUGGCAAAGAGCAAGAAGCUCUUUCGGCCAUUGGAAUGGCCGCUCGGAUAACCGUUGACAGUGAGUGGUCACCCAAACAGUUGGAGAGUCGGCUGGUGGCGUUUUUCCGAGAGCGAGUUCCGAAACAAACUGGACGCAAGUUUUCCUUUACAUAUUUACAGUGCAUAGAGAGCUGCCGGGUGCUGUUUGUCCCUCGUACUCCUGCAGAAGGCUGGACUGGAGCACAGGUCCUCAGGAUCUCAGAGAAUGGUGCCCUGUAUCUCCUUGGCCACCAUGACCACCCGAAGCAGGCGGCCAGUGAGACAGCUGCAGUUGACAAGAAGGAAAUAUGUCUUGAAGAAAGUACAGAGAGUCCAAAAUGGAGGCAGAUAGAACCAACGACAUAAUCACGAGAACACAAAGAAUGAUUACAUGUGACUUAUAGGUUCCUGGAUGUUACUAAAAGGACCAAAACAUCAUAACUUGAGGAUCAUUUACUGUUCCAGUUGUUACACAUCAUUAAUAACGUUUCCUGAUCUGGAUGCACAUGGGAGAUGUACUAUAAUGUUGCCAUGCUUGCAAUGUUCCUGGUCAAAGAUAAGUACUGUAUUCUACUAACCUUUCAUGUUGGAAAAAUGGGAGAAACAAAUCAUAGAAAUAUCUGAGCCUCUUGAACUGAUUGUUUUUGUGUUAUUUGAAUGAUAAAGUGGUACCUUUGGUUUUUUUUUAGUGUUAAGGCAUGCAACCCGUACAAAAAUCAAAGCAAUUUAUAAGAAAUCAUGGAAAAGAAAACCAAAAAUAUUAACACAAGACACAUUUUAAAUAGAAUAUUUAUAGUUUUACAUAAGGAAAACAAUGCAAAAUACACCAAUGAAAUGGAUAAAUGAAUAUUUUACCAUAACUUUUAUCUUUUUUGAAGUGUGCGUGUAUGUGUGCGUGUGU